Molecule: messenger RNA, 702 nt
Organism: Arabis nemorensis
Lineage: Eukaryota; Viridiplantae; Streptophyta; Magnoliopsida; Brassicales; Brassicaceae
Source: the annotation of a GenBank genome assembly
AUGGUUUUAUCUGCGUGYAGCCAUUCRGGGCUAACGGAUAAAGGUUUAGAGUUAUUUGGUGCGAUGAAGAGAGAGUAUAACUUGGAACCUGGCCCUGAACACUGCUCUUGCGUAGUUGAUCUACUUGGAAGAGCUGGUCGACUAGAUGAAGCCAUUGAGUUUAUAGAAUCAAUGCGUGUUGAACCAGAUGGUGCUGUUUGGGACGCUGUAUUGGGUGCCUAUAAAAUCCAUAAGAAUGUGGAUAUGGCARAGUUAGYUUUUGCAAAGGUGAUUGARUGUGAACCCAUGAACAUUGGCUAUUAUGUAUUGAUGUCAAAUAUAUAUUCAGAYGCGAAGAAUCAGAAGGGAAUAUGGAGAAUCCGCCUAAUGAUGAGAAAGAGAGGAUUCAAGAAAGAGCCUGGGUAUAGUUAUGUGGAACACAAGGGAAGAGUUCACUUGUUUUUGGUUGGCGACAGAAGUCACGAGCAAACAGAAGAAGUCUAUAGAAUGCUGGAUGAGUUAGAGACUUCUGUGAUGGAGAUUGCAGGAAACACGGACAGUGAUAGAGGCGAAGAGGUUUUGAACAGUAGACGUGAGCAUAGCGAGAGGUUAGCAGUUGAAUUUGGGAUUCUCAACACUAGUCCAGGCGCAGGGAUUCUUGUGAUAAAGAGCCUGAUUGUAAAGAUUGUCAUGUGUUCAUCAAGAGGGUUAGCAAGAUUGUAG